Molecule: messenger RNA, 923 nt
Organism: Cuscuta epithymum
Lineage: Eukaryota; Viridiplantae; Streptophyta; Magnoliopsida; Solanales; Convolvulaceae
Source: the annotation of a GenBank genome assembly
AAAAAGGCCCAAAUAAAAAAUCCGCCCAAACAUCAUCAGUGAUGCAGCGGGUUGUGCUCCUCUUCCGCGGUCAGCCACGGAGACGACCGACGAUUCAACGAGCAACAACUGCACAGCUGUGACCGUCUGCCUCACGGCUGCCCCUAACUGCAUCAACGCACCCGCACGUCGUAUUCUCGCACUCCGUAUCUCCGACUAAAUAUUCCGUCUACUAGCCAUCCAGAUCGGAAUCUGCAAUAUGGUUUACAUCACUUCUUGGGAUGAGUUCGCCGAGAAAUCUAUUCAGCUAUUUCGGGUUGAUCCUGAACAGACGCGGUAUGUUAUGAAAUACCGGCAUUCUGAUGGUAAAUUGGUUCUCAAAGUGACUGACAAUAAAGAGUGUAUAAAGUUCAAGACCGACCAAGCUCAGGAUGCGAAGAAAAUGGAGAAGCUAAAUAAUAUACUAUUCACUCUAAUGGCUCGUGGACCUGAUGCGGAUAUAUCAGAUGUAGGUGGAAAGGACCAGCAAGAGAAUCAGCCUGCCAAGAGAGGGAGGGGAAGGAAACAAUAGCUACCAUCAUUUUUGCAAACACUUAUAUACUAGGUACCUGAAAACCCAGUGUUCUAUUUUCACCAACCUCAUUAUUCUUGCAUUGAUCCACCCCCAAAUGUUGAUACAAAUUGAUGCUUUGUCGAAUGUGAACUUGUUAUAUAUUGAGGGCUUCUGUUUAUUUUCUUUUAAUAUUACAUCAUCUUCCAAAUGUAGCUCUGAUUUCAUAUGUUGGUUCAUGUUAGCUAAUCCCAAACUCUUUUGGGAUUAAGGCUUGAAUGUUGUUGUAUUGCAACAUCUUUGAAAUCGAAAGUUUGUUGUUUGUGCCUGUCAAAGAAGCUGGCAACAUGCUUACCUACCUCCUAAGAUUGGUUCAUUGUUUAUAUAAUCUGAC